AUGUCAUCAUCCAUGAAUUACACGUAUCCUGGCAAGUUUGGGCCUCAUAGAUCGACGAAGGGUACAGUUAAGCAUAAGAUCCUGCCGGAUGAGCCAUCGUCGGAAUCGGAAGCGAGUCCUGACACUGGUGAUGCGAAUCCUGACCUGUACUGGGAUGACGACGUGGAUGUCGACCCACAGGAUCUGCAAGGCUUGCAUCACAUCCCUGAAGGGAGUAUGCGCCGCGAUGCAUCGCGGCUGACUCGCAAAGCGCGUGCACGACUUCCGCGAGUCACGGCGUAUAGCACAGCGACUUCGUACAAAAUGACGGAGCUAAUCCGGUGGUUGCAAGCACGCAAAUCCUCGCACGAGACCAAUGUGCUCCGUUUCGAUGAGUGUGUAUAUACCACAUACACGUACAAGCAUGUGGACGAAGCGCGUGGGCUACCAAGCACGCGGCAUUGGAUCUUCCAGCGUGGCCGGGCGCCCUAUCGGCCCGACAGCCAUGGCAUCCCUACCGGUGAUCUCUUGGGAAUGCCAGAACUACAUAAGGAGGGCAAUUCCUCGUCGGCGGACCAUGUGCUACAAACCAUCAGUGAAGAAGCAGAGGAAGAAGGUGCGAAACCUACUGCGACAUCGACCUCAACAUCGUCGGCCUCGCCUCGCAAGGCAUCUGGUGUGAUGAAAUAUGUGCCAGAAGUCUUUUUCAUGGAGUACGGUACUGUCGUUAUAUGGGGUAUGUCGUUGUCGGAAGAGAAGCGGCUCUUGCGUGAAAUUCGGCGCUUUGAAGUGGAAAGGCUGGCGACAGAAGACAUUGAGAGUGAAGAUCUCAAUUGGUACUUGGCCGACUACAGUCGCAUCUACAAUGAUGUGAUUACAUUACGACGUGGCUCGAGCUAUAUGACCAAGCUUUCCCUGUCUCAUGCAUUGGCACAGUCGACCAAGAUCAGCUUCUUUGAGAGUGUCAUUGAAGAUACGAUUGAUACCACAAAAGAUGUGCCACGCAGUAUUGCGGAAAGCGGCAAAGUGGGUAUGCCGCCGACCGACAUUAUGAAGAAUAUCGGCCACCUAUUUAUUCUUCGCAUGAACAUUCACUUAGUGGGAUCGGUGGUCGAUUCGCCGGAAAUCUUUUGGGCGCAGCCUGAUUUAGAACCUCUAUAUGCCGCCGCACGGAGUUAUUUGGAAAUUCAGCAACGGAUCGAUUUACUCAACAUUCGCGUUGAAGUAUUGCAGGACAUGCUUCAGCUGCUCAAGGACCAAGUCACAUCCAGUCAUUCAGAAUGGUUAGAAAUCAUUGUAAUUAUUCUCAUCGUUAUGGAAAUUAUUCUAGGUGUGGCCACAAUGCUGGUAGACUUGUAUUUCGGCUAG
Molecule: messenger RNA, 1347 nt
Organism: Malassezia pachydermatis
Lineage: Eukaryota; Fungi; Basidiomycota; Malasseziomycetes; Malasseziales; Malasseziaceae
Exons: 7
Coding region: 1-1347 (448 amino acids)
Source: RefSeq, a predicted model, not a curated record